Molecule: messenger RNA, 3515 nt
Organism: Nomia melanderi (Alkali bee)
Lineage: Eukaryota; Metazoa; Arthropoda; Insecta; Hymenoptera; Halictidae
Gene: Tbc1d15-17
Product: TBC1 domain family member 15/17
Biological process (GO): activation of GTPase activity
Molecular function (GO): GTPase activator activity
Source: RefSeq, a predicted model, not a curated record
CGUGACAGAGGUCGCGAUUAGACGCUUACUCAUAUGUAGUAGGUGCUACGAAUUUUGCGUUGAACGUACUCGAUGCACACCCAUUGACUGUUUAUAGUUUACAACAAAUGAUUUAAGGUAUCGCGAAAUGUUUUAUGAUUACGACCCGUUCGAGGUAUAUAAAAAUCAGCAGGAAAUUUGUCCUGUUCACGUCCGUGACCAAAACAACAUCAAAAAGACACGGCUAUACCCGUAAGCGGGUACACGUAGUUGCAUGAUUGCGUGAGUGAGUCAACAGACAAUAGAAUAGAGUAAGAGAGGACGAAGUAAACUUGCAGGACAGUAGAAGGGAUGCGUCGAAAUACGGUCGUAACUCGCUUACCCUGCUAAUUUACGCAGAAGUGUAUAAACGAAAUGUCUGAGCCCAUGGAGCAAGGAAAGGAUCUAUGCAUUCACACCGGAGUUGUAUUGCGAAAAGCAAACACAAGGGAAGAUGAAGUUCAUAGUCUAGGAACAUUAAAUAUUGUUGAAUAUAGUUUUGGAAAAUGCAUAGAAUGGAGAUGUAUAGAGGAUUCUGUGGUGUCUGAGAAUCAAGAUCAGGAUUCCGAAUGGUCUUUGGUGAACACUCAUACCAAACGAACUUGUUCUUCGUCACAGGGACCAGAUUCCCUAGAACACACAAGAAUUGUCAGAAUUUUAUUCUCAGACUUGAACUCCUUUCGUAUAAAUCAUGGAGGGGAACAGCUUAUAUUUAUGCAAAAGGAUGGAACCACUUAUGUUGCCUUUUUCCAAUUAUCUAAUGCAGAAAGUUUUGUAAAUUCUUUAAAAGGGUUCAUUAAGUUUAUAAAGUCUCGUACAAGUAGAAAUUUGUACCUUGUAGUAGAUGAGGUGCAGAGUGUGUUGACUAAAUCAUUUGCCGAAUUAGAUAUAUUUCAAGAAAAUACUUCAGAUUAUGUUUGGAAAUUUGUAAAAAAUUUACAUAAUCAUCCAUAUGAAACAACAAUGGAGGCAUUCAGUAAAUUGGCUGAUAUUUGGUUAUACAAAGAACCAGCUAAACGUACGGUUGAAGAUGAACUUGUUGAUAUAUUCAAUCAGUCGUUGCCUAUCGAUGUGCCUCAUCCACCAAUAUCCGUAGAUUCUGGAGAGGAAUACGAAGUAAUUGGAGAGCAUGGACUGGGUGUGGUAUUACCACCACGACCAUCUUGCCCGAGAGGUGCACCAUUGUCGCAAGAACAAUGGAACAAAUACAAGGACCCAGAGGGGAGAGUUUUAAAUCCUGAAGAAGUAAAAGAAAUCAUUUUUCGCGGGGGUAUCGCUCCGUCGUUGCGAUUCGAAGUAUGGAAGUUUCUAUUAAAUUAUUACCCAUGGCAUUACACACGUAUUGAAAGACACGAACUCAGAAAAAUAAAGACUAAAGAAUAUUUCAGGAUGAAAUUUCAAUGGAUGUCCAUGACUCCCUUACAAGAAAGUAAUUUCUCUGAUUAUCGAGAUCGAAAAAGUUUAAUAGAAAAAGACGUUAAUAGGACGGACAGAACGCAUCCGUAUUAUGCGGGUGAUAACAAUCCACAUUUAGCACAAUUGCAUGACAUUCUUAUGACAUAUGUAAUGUACAAUUUUAAUUUGGGUUACGUUCAAGGAAUGAGCGAUCUUCUCAGCCCUAUUUUAUGUUUAAUGGAAAACGAGGUAGACGCGUUUUGGUGUUUUGUUGGGUUCAUGGAGAAAGUGAGCACCAAUUUCGAAAUAGACCAAGCUGGUAUGAAGGCCCAAUUGUGCCAAUUGUAUACAUUGUUGAGCACCAUAGAUCCACAGUUAGCAACCUAUUUGAGUAAACAUGAUUCAGGAAACAUGUUUUUUUGUUUCCGAUGGUUAUUGGUUCUAUUUAAACGAGAAUUUAAUUCGAUUGACAUAAUGAAAUUAUGGGAAGUACUGUGGACUGAUAUUCCUUGUAAAAAUUUCCAUUUGCUCCUAUGUACAGCCAUAUUGGAUACGGAGAGGAGUAUACUUAUGGAAAAUCGCUAUGGAUUCACAGAAAUACUGAAGCAUAUAAACGACCUUUCGCUGCACAUCGAGUUACAACGGACGUUAUCGAAAGCGGAGGGCAUUUAUAGACAACUAAUUUCUAUAGCGGACCAGCUACCCGAUAACGUUCGUUCGAUAAUUGGACUCGAACGUUUAAAUAAAGUGCCAGCUAACAGAGCUGAGGACGUUGCAGCUUCUGGUGAAAAUGUCCAAACUAACGGGGCCGAUUGUAGUUCUAGAAGAAAUAGUAUGGAAAGUGACAAUGUUACGUUGGGAGAUAACGAGGUGUCCUUUGAAAAGGGAUUAAAUCUAUCGUACAUGUGAGACCAGGACCGGUCGUUCAUUAUGAUUUGAGGACCGUGUUGUGCACCGCAGUCAAUUUUACAAGAACUACACUUUUAAAGAAACGUUUGUAGUUCUGCUUUACGGCGAGAACUUGCCCGUUGCUCGUUCGGAACAGUGCAACGAACCAAAUUUUGACUCCCAAUGAACUUUGUCGCGUGCGAGCGAUGCUUUGUAUGAAAUACGCAUAUUUUACGAAAAUGUCACGAACGCCGUGGACUUUUCGACUUGUUCAGAUCGGAACGGUAAUGUUUCGGUCAUCGAAUUUGCAACUUUACCGAGUAAACGUGAUAUAUUACCUCCAAUUUACGAAGUUUUAGUGAAAACUACUGUUAGUAGCGUUGAAUUUUGAGAUAUUUAUGAAAUUCACUGUAAUUACGAAGAGAUUAUAGACGCGCAUACUUAGCGAGUAAGAGGUAGUUUCGUACAAGAUUGUACUCGUCUUAACCAUACCUUUGAUGCACGUUGAAUUCGAAGUAAUGUGCGGGAACGAUACACAACGUAUUUUCACUUUAACUGGUCGUGUCAUUUUCACUUAUGUUCAAGGUGUCUUUUCCAGAUGUUUGUAUAAAACGGGUUAGACACUGCUGUAUAUUUCUAAUAAAAAUCAUCCGUUUAAUCUGUGACGGACACGCUUUGUUCUUUACGAAUCACCUGCAGGACUAACGUUUAACAUCGAUAAUCGAUGUUUGAAAUUGUACAUUGUUCACUUUUGAAGUCGAUACCUUUAUUACGACUGCGCGAUAGAUCAAACAUGUUUCUGCUGCGUUUCUUCGGUUGACGUUUGGUGGUGUUCUUCCUGUGAUUAGGUGGAAAUAUAAACAACCUUCGUGUAUUGACAUAAAUGCCCUUCGUCGAUGGUAUAACGGUAAGGUAAAGUUUGAGGUUAGAUCUACGAAACGUCGAAGGUUUACUUCAGAACACACGGAUAUAUUUGCUAAAGAAAGAUUUAUAUCCAACACUAUGCAUGCUAAUUCUUUCUGGGAGAAUUAUAUGCUAGCUCAAGCAUGGCAGAACAGGUUAACACAGUGUAACAUGGUGGAGGACUCGUUGUUUAGCAUUAGAAUUCGAGAAUAGAAUGUUAAGAGAAAAGUUGAGAUCCUUGGCUAGUCAGAAUACCCAAAAGUCUUAUUAUACGCAGAGGAACAAACAUCACGAGGAUCAGCAAGUAGCAG